Paramecium octaurelia is the source of this 930-nucleotide messenger RNA. The record is from the annotation of a GenBank genome assembly. Lineage: Eukaryota; Ciliophora; Oligohymenophorea; Peniculida; Parameciidae.
AUGAACUUUUGGCCCCUGUACCUCCAAUAAAUCCCCCUUAGUCUAAAGUUGUAAGAAUAUUAUUCUUAUUUAUUUUAAGAUUGACCAUUCUAUGUACAUAAUCAAGAAAUUUUGGAUCAUAAUUAGUCUCAUGUUUCUAUAUGAGCUAUCCUGGGUACCUGUUUGUUAAGUGUUAAAACUUUGUGCAAAACAAAACUUAUUUUCUUUAGCUCUUCAAUUUUGAUAAGAGACAUAUCAAUUUUGGUUUCAACUUUUCCUCUCCAUAUUUUAUCUAAAGAAAUAACAUUAUUUUAUAAUUAAAACUCUUAGUCACUCCUAUUAAUGAUUUGUUCAAACGUAUUUUCCUUGAAUUAAUGCAUCUCCAAUCUAAUUCUCCUUAAAUUGUCCUAAUUUUACCCUACUGUAUGAUUAAAUCAGAUUAAUUUGUAAAUUAGGGAUGAUCUUUUAGAGGUUUAGAAUUAAAGACGAAUCAAUUCAAGUAUAUCUGUAUCUACACUUUUCUAGUAAAGUCUAGACGCCUUUCAAUGGACUUAACAAAAAAAGUAUUCCUUGUUUCCGAUGACAAUUUUCUAUUAUUAAAUAGUUAGCAGUUUCCAAUUUUUCCAUCCUUUUUUUCGUGCUUAUUAGUUUACCAUUUACCACCGAAACUAUUAGUAUCCUAAAGCUGCUAUCUCAUUCUUAAUAUUGUAAUUUCUGUCCAUGUUCUAACUAGUGAAAAACAAUUUGGAUGUAACAGGAGCCGAGCUCAUCUUCCACAAAUUAACUCUUAUUCUCCUACUUUAACUGCCAUUCCAAUUCUUAUCUAUACCAUUUAAUAUUUUCAAACCAUUCUCCAAUAAAUUCAAAGUCAAUCUUGACAAAGGAUAAACUGGAAGGGAAACUCUUUUCUAUGACCUUAAUUAUUUCAUCAUCAGAAUUUUAUAAGGUUGA